Messenger RNA from Ambispora leptoticha, 289 nucleotides. NCBI's taxonomy places the organism in Eukaryota, Fungi, Glomeromycota, Glomeromycetes, Archaeosporales, Ambisporaceae. The record is from the annotation of a GenBank genome assembly.
GCCGACUGACAUGAGGUUUGAAGAUUACCGUGAAAUGGUAAACUUCUGCCUGGGGAUGGGAGGUAUUGGGUGCGAAUCUCGCUUCUUGCUUUUGAUGUGGCGAUAUCUGACUACUGUUGUUAGGCAAAACUAUUUUUGGCAAAUGGCAAAAGUCGAAACUAAAUCCGGCAAAAGUCAAAACUGGCAAAACUCCGGCGAAACUAUGGCAAAAUGGCGAAACUCUGGCAAAACCUUGGUAAAGCUAAAACGCCUGGAGAAAGUCAAAUACAGCGAAGAUCAAAUCCUCUAA